GUACCACUUUAAUUUGUCGAAGUGAAUGAAUCAAACCUAAAUCGUGACUUUUCGAUAAUAUUCGAGAAUAUUUUAACUUUUUUCCCUGGUCAAUAGAAACCGUGGUAAUGCAAACGUGUUUACGGCAGUGAAACGUAAAGUGUACAAUUGUUUAAGCAAUUCUGAUUUUGUUCUUCGGUAUGUCAGAAGGCGAGGCUACAGCGUCGCAGAAGAAACAGCAGCCAUUUCAGCAACAGCCACAACUUGGAAUAGGCUCAAUGGCGAAUAUGGCAUGGCAAUAUCCCUCGCCAAACAAUAUCCACAACAUGUUUCCCCCAUAUUCAGGGCAAUUAUAUGGACCAGGAUAUCAAGGUGUACCUCAUCAAGGACAAACGUUUAGCUACUAUCAUGCAAUGAUGCCAGGAUAUGGACAACCUUUUACUCCACAGCAGAUGCAACAGCAGCAACAGCACCAACAACAGCAGCAGCAACAACAGCAGCAGCAGCCACAACAGGACAACAAUCAAGGAAAACAGUUACAUCAGCAACCACCAGUACCUGGAACCCCCAUGUCUUUGGAUGAUGAUUCUGAACUUCCUCCUUUACCUCCUGGACCACCCCCGUCAGUACAGACAUCUCAACAACACAAUAAUCAAAUACAACCAUCUAUGCAACCUCAUCCAGGGUACAUGUACAAUGCUUUUCCAUAUGGUACUUGGAAUGGCAUGCACAAUGAUAUGUCCCAAUACAAUAAUCAAAUUCGUUUCAAUGUAUAUAACAAAAAGAAUGGUUUGGCUUUUCUCUCUCCAUCUGGCAAUAGUGGAGCUGCGAAGAGAAAACGUAAGCGGAAUAAAAAUUUAGCAGCUCAGUUCAACAAUAGCUUUCAGGCAAACAGUCCAACGACGAAUUUCGUACCGGGUCCCAAUCUAAAGACCGAAUUACCACCUUUACCUCCUGCACAGUGUGAAAUAGUGGCUCCUCCUCCACCAACUGAAGAAUCCCCUGCUCCUACUACACCUGCUAUCACAACUGUUAAUAAUACAAUUCCUAGUGCUGGUACACCAGCGGUAGGUACUCCCUCUAUCGUGACAAAUCCCAGUCCAGUCGGUGAUUGGCCUGACAGUUUGAAGAACUAUGUAAACAGGUGUUACGAAAAAUGCAAAACGGCAGUAGACAAGGAUCAAGUUGAGAUUAUAUUAAAGGGAAAGAUUACGCGUGCAGCGAAUGACGGCUCGCUUUGGGUAAAAGACUGGGACCAAGAACCAUUGCCUAGCAUUCAUAGUGAACGUAUGACUAUGACGAUAAAGCCUCAAAAACCGGCCUUGAAAUUAAAUAAUUUACCGAAUCCGCUGAUGAAUGCACAGGGAGGCUUGCGCAAGCCAGGUCUCUCCACUUCUCUUGGGGCUCGGCUUGGCGCGCGUCUCUCUGUGAAUUACAAACGGUCAAGGUCGAGGUCGAGGACUAGAUCAAGAUCAAGAUCCAGAUCGAGAUCAAAGUCCAGGUCGAGGUCGAGGUCAAGAUCGAAGUCAAGGUCGCGUUCGAAUACACGUAGCCCACCAUCACGAAAGUACAGGCGUAGUACGUCAUCGUCGUCGAACGUUAGUGAUCGGGAACACGAUUAUAAAUCGUUAAAAACGAAAAAAUCUACUAAAAGCAAACUGAGUCACAGCAGCAAGAAAACAAAGAAGACUAAACAGAUGAAAUCACAUUUCUAUUCAGAAUUUGGUUUAGCUACAGGAAACACCGAGGAAUUAGGAUCUAAGGAGAAAUUACAACAACGUGCUGCAAGAUUUAACCAUACUAUUUCCAGGACAGCCAACAAUGGUGUUAAAGAUGACUCAUCUACAGACUUUGAUUUUACCGGACUUCACAUUGUCGGAGUAUGCAAGGACAUAGAGAAACCUUAUUUACGUUUAACAUCUGCUCCAGCUCCCUCCGCCGUUCGACCGGUAAGUGUACUCCAAAAUUCUUUGGCACAUGUCAAGAAACGCUGGGUGGCUGAUCAGGACUAUAGAUAUGCUUGUGAUCAACUUAAAUCUAUUCGUCAAGAUCUUACCGUCCAAGGUAUUCGAGAUGCAUUUACAGUCCACGUGUAUGAAACACACGCCCGCGUCGCUCUAGAGAAAGGAGAUCAUGAAGAAUUCAACCAGUGCCAGACUCAGUUACGGAUGUUGUAUCAAGACGUCGGCGGAGAAAAUCGAUGUGAAUUUAUUGCAUACAGAAUAUUAUAUUAUAUUUUCACAAAAAAUACUCAAGAUUUAACGACGAUUUUAGCAGCUUUAUCAAUAGAAGACAAAAAUGAUGAGUGUAUAAAACAUGCGCUCAAAGUGCGUUCAGCUUGGUGGUUGAAAAACUUCCAUGCCUUUUUCAAAUUAUACACUUCUGCCCCGAGGAUGGCAGCCUUUUUAAUGGAUUGGUUUGUUGCAAGGGAACGCAAGAAUGCAUUGAAGAGCAUGAUAAAGUCCUACCGGCAAAAUUUGGCGGUUGAUUUCGUCGUAGCAGAAUUGGCCUUUGAAUCUUUGGACAAGUUUUAUGAAUUUGUCAAUGAAUUGGGGUUGGUUUAUGCUGAUCCUGAACAACAUCUAAUCGACUGCAAGACAAGCAGUGGUUCUAUAGGUGCUUGGUAAAAAAAGCAACUUCAAUUUUUUUGAUGGAAGAUAUAUAAACGAAAACCAUUGUCGUGCACAUUCAUAGGCACAAAUCUGUGUGUGUAUAUGCAUAUGUUUCCCGAUUAUAUGCAUAUGUACACUUCACAUACAUAUGCAUAUGCAUGUGCAUAUAUUUAACUACACAUUGAUCUGCUACUGAUUCUUACCAUCCCCUAAUCAUUGUUCUCUUCGUUGAUCGACGCCACACAGUCGAGCAACAAUUUGUAAAUGAAAGUUUUCCCCGCAAUAAUUUGUACAUAUACGUAUCUCAAUCUCAGCCCGGCGCAAGCGAAGAAUCCACAUACAGGCUGAUGAAUUGUACAAAAGAAUUAGGAUGACCGUUUUAAAGUCGUCUGCAACUACCUCAAUAGAACUCGGUAUGAAGCCGAGGCUCGUAGUAAAUUACGGAAAGAGAGAGGAGACGAUAGCAAAUUAUCUUCAGGAAACAAACACUUCUCGUUUGGUUAAAACUUCAAAUUCCUUCGAUCGCAAUUGAUCGAUUCUCCAAAAUUAGUUCAUGUUAUAUAUUAUACGUAUUCUUACUCUUGUGUCUGAUGAUUCUAAGCGUCUUUUUCUAAAUACUGUCCGCUGAAAAGAGUUGGGAUUUUUUAACCACUAGCCAAAUCUUUUGCUCUACGCAAGAAUCUACAUCUUGUCGCCACUUCGAGAGAAAAACUUCGACAUUUCGUAUUGGGGAUUCACAAGCACGCGCGAAUAGAAAUACAGUGAUUGUUUCUACGAUAUAAAUAAAAUAGUAAAGAAUUGGAAUUAAUGAACGUAUUAAAUAUACGUAAUCGCUAUGAAGGGCUUUCUGGUAAGAAAUGUAUUGAGUUUAAGAGGAUAUUGGCAUGCUCAACAACUCGUCGACGAAGAAGAAAGAGACAGGAAGUCGGAAAGAUCUCAAGUUCGGUUCGACGGUUCAAGAACGGCUCGGUGGUAAUAGCCACACGAAACAUCUGUACAAAGGGAAAGAGAAAAUACUCGACUUAACGUGUUCAACCAUCGAAUUAUAGGAACUUCUAACGGGACAAAUGCAUAUUGGCAUCUAAUGCCACUCUCGCGUGUGAAGAGUGAUUAUUUUUAUCUUUUUAAAUAUUUAUCGCAGGACAAUGUUUUUUUUCCUUAAUAGUCUAUUAUCAAUUCUCAAGUGCCGAGAAUUUCGUCUCCACAUUUGAUCCAAAACAGGAAUGCAAAGAUAUAUUAAAUGAGAGAAGACGGACAUUUUUCAUUGUACGAUCACGUGCGAAUAUAGUGUUGUACGUAAUAAAUUAUUUAAUUUUCGGAUAUUAUAUUACUUCUUAAUCUAAUGUUAUGUUAGAGACCUAAUAGAUUUAAAUUAAAUGCAAAUCGUGAUUUUACUACUAAUAAAUACAAAAUUUAUUAUA
Molecule: messenger RNA, 4012 nt
Organism: Bombus pyrosoma
Lineage: Eukaryota; Metazoa; Arthropoda; Insecta; Hymenoptera; Apidae
Product: leukocyte receptor cluster member 8 homolog
Exons: 6
Coding region: 180-2606 (808 amino acids)
Cellular component (GO): nucleus
Source: RefSeq, a predicted model, not a curated record